Molecule: messenger RNA, 885 nt
Organism: Dioscorea cayenensis subsp. rotundata (Guinea yam)
Lineage: Eukaryota; Viridiplantae; Streptophyta; Magnoliopsida; Dioscoreales; Dioscoreaceae
Exons: 2
Coding region: 1-885 (294 amino acids)
Source: RefSeq, a predicted model, not a curated record
AUGCUUGCUUUCAGGUCACUCAAUAAAGAUAUAACAAAGUUCCAAGAAAGGAGCAGCAGCAUGAACAGUCUGACACCAAAGAGAUCAAACAGGUUUUCUUCAUUUAGAUCUCCUCCAUCAUCAAUGGAGAUCAUAACAAUGGCAAAGCCAAACCAAGGUGGUGAAAUCUUCCAUUUUAGCCACCUUCAACACCCUCUAGUCCCAUUGAACUUGCCUUAUUUCUUUACCUGCAUGGGUUGCAAAGAGUAUGGUGCUGGCUUGAGGUUUAGGUGCCAAACUUGUGACUUUGAACUCCAUGACUUUUGUGCUCUUGCUCCUCCUUCUCUCAUUGCUCAUCCUUUCCACACGAAACACCAGCUCAUCUUCUUCACAAAACCAGGUGGUUAUCUAAGAUCAAAAUGUGACAUAUGUUGCAAAACAGUGAAAGGAUAUGCCUUCCAUUGUACAACUUGUAGUUUUGCCAUGCACCCAUGUUGUGCCACCAUGAAUGGAGAGAUGAACCUCCCAGUCCAUGAACAUCCACUAAUUAUCAGUACUACUCUUUCUUCUUCUUCUUCUUCUUCAAGCACUGGUGGAGAUCAUUCAAGCCUGUUUUACACCUGCCAAGUGUGCAACAAAAAGAAGUCUGGCUUGUUCUUUGGUUGCAAUCUUUGUGGAUACUUUAUUCAUGCCAUUUGUGCAAAGGAUAUGGUGAAUGGGCUUUACGUGCAUGGGAUUAAACCUCCAAAGAAGCAUAACAUGUUAGGAACUGCAGCUAAGCUUGCCACCCAUGCACUCUUUGGCAUCAUUGGUGGCCUCAUUGAAGGCAUUGGAGAAGGCAUUGGAGAAGCUCUCAUUGAUAGUCUUGGAAGAUCAACUAGAAACCGUGUUAUCAGACCCAACUAA